GUAACACACAUAUGUGAUUGUGAUUAGAUCAUUAGAACAAAUCCAACCACAGGUACAAGCCAAGAAUCAGAGGAGUAGGAAUCUAAUUAUGUCCGUUAAUUAAGAUACCUCAAAAUCAUUCAUGGGUAGGGUGAACAAUUUGUCUUCUUAUACUCCUCGACGCAGACAAUGAUAUGAAACUAAUUAAUUAAUAAUAUAAUUAGUAUUGACGUACAUUCAAAUUCUACAUUUUUUAUAUAAUUAAAUUUUUUACAAACAUUAGUUUUGGCGCACAUUCAGUUUGUAAUUAUGAAAAUAUUAAGAAACAUACCAAAUUAAAGCUCAUAAUUAUUUAUUAUUUUAUCAUUUACUUAUCUAUUUUGAAUAUGACCGAGUAGAAACUGAAUUUUUAUUUUUAUAAUAAUUAUAUUCUUAUAUAUAAAGUUGAAGGCAAGUUACUGUUGCCUAAACUACUACAUUUUGAUACUCUAAAUUUAAUUAAAUUACAAUUUAGUCACUAUAAUGUACAUUUUAUAUUUUGAUGCCUCAAAUUUAAUUUUAACUUAAUCUUAAUGUAAAAUCAUUGAACAAUUAUGUUUUGGUAUCUAAAUAUAUAUUUAAUUAAAUUACAACUUAGUCACUAUAAUGUACAUUUUACAUUUUGAUACCUCAAAUUUAAUUUUAAUUUAAUCUUAAUGUAAAAUCAUUGAACAAUUAUGUUUUGGUAUCUAAAUUUUAUAUAUAAAAUCAUUGAACAUAUGACAAACUCACACCAUCCAUUUCAAAUAAGAUUUGUCCCGUGGACACAUGAGCAAUCCAACCCGUACGAUUUCCUUUUACUCUUCCCAUUCUUACUUCUGUAGCUUUCCCUGUAAUAGGGAGAUCCGCGAGAGCCCUUGCCCAUAUCUUACCAUUUCUUCUGAAUUGUCCGCUAAAGGAACGAAGUCACUCGGCCAAAGGUUUAUCAUAUGUUCAACCGAGGGGAGAAGGGGAGUUGAAGGCAAGUUACCGUUGCCUAAACUAUUACAUUUUGAUACCCCAAAUUUUAUUAAAUUACAACUUAGUCACUAUAAUAGAAUGCACAUUUUACAUUUUGAUACCCCAAAUUUAAUUUUAAUGUAAAAUUAUUGAACAAUUAUGUUUUAGUAUCUAAAUUUUAUAAAAAUUUUGUGCGUACUUUUUUUUAUAUUUUUACACAUAUUGGUCCAAUGUUUAGAUUUCACUUAAAUACAUGAAUCCAAUCCACCAUAACAUAAAAGUAUAAAUUUAGUUUGUACCAUACAAGAUGUUGUAUCACUCAAAUGUAGGAGAAGAUUUGACCAUUUUAUAUUUGCUCAUUACGCGAAAUAUUAAAAAAUAAAAUAAAAGUGAGACGAUUCUAAAAUAUUGCAAGAGCAAAUUUAUAAACUUAUUUAGUACAUUUACGGGGUACUACUUCUACUAACUACAUGUAACAAAAUAUGCGACAUCUAUAUAAGCAAGUGUCAAUAAAAUGCUACGGUGAAAAUGGUUGACUAUUGCAUUGACGGCCAACUAAAAGAAUUGGUCAAAACAUUUCCAUCAUCUACUUCCCCUUCGUUUCAUUUUUCACUCGCCUUCCAUAAUCAUUUCUUUAUUUCUUUAUUUGCCUUCUUCGUCUAACCGUAAUUAGUAUACUAUUUUUUUGUAUUCUAAUCACAAAUAUGAACAGGUCCAUACACGACUAACCAACAAUCUAGAGAAUUAAUAAUUGAACCAUGAACCACUAACAUUUUCAGCUCAAUGUUGAGACCAAUUAAAAACAAAUAUAUAUGGCUAUUACUUAUUAGAAAGUCGUCAUUUUCCACUAUAGGAUUUGAAGGCAUGAAAUUUUAAGUGAGUUCUAGUUUGUAUUCCUUUUGCUUCUCUCUAGAGGUUUUCUUUUUCACUCGGGCUAGAAUUUUUAACAAUUAUACAUGGAAUUUUCAACAAUUAUACAUAUCAAAUAUAUUUUUUUCUAUUUUCUAUUAAAAAGUAAAUAAUUAUCAUCUUAAAUACAUUACCAUAAAAGGAAUUAAGCCUCAACUAUGCAAAUUGCAGUUGGGUACCUAACUUAACAGAUCUUUAGAUUUAUAACCUUUUUUUUUUGGCAUAUAAGUCCUCAAAAUAUUUAUGAAAUAUUACAUUUUAAUACCUAAUUUUUUUUGUUUUACAUCUUAGUACCAGAACUUUUGAAGUUCUAUAAAUAGGUAUAAUAUUUGUAUUUGUAAUUAAAACACCCUCGAAUAUAUGGGUAUCCAUACUCAUCAUACACAUCUUUAGAUUAUGAAAGUAAAUAUCCAUACCCUACCCAAACCCAUCUACAAACUUCCAAACUCAUAUAUACGUCACGCAUACCCUACCCAUAAUCAAUGAGUCUACUUGGAUUUCGGUAAAUAUCAUUUAUUAGCCAAAAAUUUUAAAUUGGAUGUUGACCACCAUAUAUCUAUUCUCUGUGAAUAUCAUAUUGUCAAGUCAAUAUUAUUACUAACAAAACUGCUAACAAAAAAUUAAUUUUAGGCUAAGAAUACUAACAAAACACCCAUAACGGGCCACAUAAUACAUGCACAUAGUCCAUCUCCGCCCGCGACAAGUGGCGACAUCACCACCUAGUUAUAUAUUAAUUUUCCUUAUACUUACAGUACCCCAUUCAAUCGCAUAAUCAAUUUUUUCUCCUAAUUCAUCAACCCACUUCGUAUUUUGUCAUUAGUAGAAUACAGUAUUUCCCCCUAUAUUAUAUGAAUCCAAUAAAGGUGAGAACUUUAUUCGAUCGAUCAUUUGUUCAUGUAAUUGACCAAAGUUACUGUCACGUACCAACUGCUGAUGAACUAUGCACAUACGUAGAAACCCCAAAAGAUUAAUAAUAUUUUAGAUAUAUAAAGUUGUAAGUAGUGGUUUAUAAUCUUAGUGCACACCUCAUAUCCCCUUUGCUCCUUCGUCGAUAGAAAAAGAAUACAGAAUUGUCUCCUCCAACUAGGAACAAUUACCUAAUUAAAGCGAGUAAUUAGCAGAAGUUAGUCGACAAGGACUUGAGCUAGUGGUACUAUUGUUGGUCUUCAACUUGAAGGUAUAUGUUCGAGUCUCUUAAAUACCACCUAAUCUAGCAUAUAUAUAUAUAUAUAUAUAUAUAUAUAUAUAUAUAUGGUGGCUACUUCGGUGCACUCACUUUUUUGGGUGUACUCAGUGCACCCAACUCUAAAAGCAUCCAAAAUACUUCAAAUUUUGAACUUUAAUUAGUACUCUCAAUAUAAUAUGAUGAUAUGACAUAGAAUCAUAACAAAUCAAUCCAUUACCCUAACCCCUUAACCUUCAAUUUUGAAUCCCAACCCAAAAUCCCAAAUUGUAAACCUAAACCCUAACCCUAAAUCCCUAAACCCUAAAUCAUUCAAAUUAAAGUAAAUUUUGAAUGAAUUUUUUUCAAAUUCAUGUGCUUCUUGUUCAUAAUAUCAUAAGCAACAAUUGAUACCGUUUUGACAUGAAUCGCAUGGUUAGAAUGACAAUUAUGAGGCGGGUGCACUGAGUGCACCCGAAAAAGUGGGUGCACCGAAUACGUCACCAUAUAUAUAUAUAUAUAUAUAUAUAUAUAUAUAUAUAUAUAUAUAUAUAUAUAUUUUUUCCAGAAAUUAACUUAAUUAUAUUGGUUAAGAGACUAAUUAAAAGAAAAAUAUUAAUCCUCUCCUCGCAUAAUGAAAUAUCUUAGCGACACAAAAAGGAGAAGCAAAACACUACAAAUACAUACAAGCCUCCCAAGAAGCAGCAGCUCAUCAUUUCCUUAUUUACACCCAAAAAAAGCGUCCUUCCUUGUCAAUAGUUUAUCUUCUUCUUAAUUUGCUCAGUCUUAUAUUAUAUUAUGGGCUCCAUUGAUGAAGCGCCUACUCAUCAAAAGCUUCCAUUCAUCGAUUUCUCAUCAAAGCCUCUGCUGGAGCUGAAACCAGGCAGUGCCUAUUGGGAUUCUCUGAAAUCCCAAGUUCGAGAAGCUCUUGAAGAGUAUGGCAGCUUUGAGGCAUCCUUCAAACCUGCAGUGGAUAUCCCAACUGCUGGGAUUCAAAGUGACAAUAUUUUCAGGUCAGUGAAAGAGCUCUUCGACUUGGAUUUGGCCACAAAACAGCGCCGGAGUUAUGGUGUUGGCGAUGCAUCUUUCACGGGUUACAUUGGGCAACAUCCUGGCUAUUCAUCAUCCUUUGAAAGCUUUGGAAUAAAUAACCCCAACGAGGCUGGCGAGGUGGAGAGCUUCACCAAUGCCUUGUGGGACCAAGGAAACCCUAGUUUCAGCAAAAACGUCCAAUCCUGGUCAGAGAAGGUCGCAAAAUUGGAUGAAAUUGUAAGGAGGAUGAUAGUGGAGAGUUUUGAGCUUGAGAAAUAUAUGGAUGAACACAUGAGCUCCAUAAGGUACCAACUGAGAGUGAAUAAGUACGCAGCUAAUUCCCAACCCCAUGGACCAGAAAUUGGGCAGUUAAAAGCCCACACUGAUAAGAGCUUGAUUACCAUACUGUGCCAAAAUGAAGUCGACGGACUGCAAAUUCAAACUAAGAAAGGAGAUUGGGUGAAAUUCCAACCGUCUCAUGCCUCCUUCGUCAUCCUUGUUGCUGACUCUCUAUAUGCUUGGUUGAACGGCCGGGUGCAUUGCCCCUCUCACAGAGUUAUGGGCGUGUAUGGAAAUAAGCCCAGAUAUUCCAUUGGGCUUUUCUCACUCACAAAGACAGGGUACGUUAUCAAAGCGCCAGAAGAGUUGAUUGACCAGCAUCACCCCUUGUUGUUCAAGCCUUUUGAGUUCAAGGAGUAUAUGACCUUGGCUUAUAGCACAGCAGGUAAGAAAGAGGCUUCUCCGUUACAUUUGAGAAAAUUCUACGGGCUUUAGAAGUUUGUAAGUACGAAGUGAACUUCCCCUCUCUACUUGUGUUACAAGAUGAUCCAAAUGGUUGGGAGGUGGCUUCGAGCAUUUAAAAUUCUUUUAGACGUCCACUUACAAGUUACAACAAUGGGCGAGGAAUGAGGAUUGGGGCUGGUGGAUGGUUUGUUUGUCUUGUUUCUUUGUUUUUUUCUCCAUGUAUAGGUGUUAUUUUUGGACCCUUGUUUGUCAAGUGCAUUUCAGUUGUUUUUAUUUCUCUUUUAGUCCUAGUUGUUUGUCACCGGUCUGGGGAGUUCUCAGGAUCAUGUAUUUUCUCUUUGAGUUUUGGCGAUGUUGCUUAGCCAAACCUUUUUCACUUUUUUUUCUUCUUGCUUGUAUCGAUAUAGGUUUUCGUGUUGUUGUACUUUUUCUUCUUUUUCCGAUAAUAAAGUUCAUCAUAAAAAACUGUCUUCGAUCGGGUGAAAAUGUAAUAAAGGAGGUGUGUUUGUGUGUAUUAAUUGUGUGCGAUGAUGAUCCACAAAAGCAUAGUUAGUAAAUACUCCGUUUAAUACACGUAUAUGUACCCGUAUGUAUUUUAUCCGUUUAAAACUUCCAUGUCCGUAUUAUUGUCAAGCCAUUUCAUUUUCCCUCGUUUAUUACGUAUAAAACCCGUAUAACAAGUUUAAUAUCCAUAUUUAAUGAAUUAAAUUAUUAAUUUUACUAUUAUUUAUAUAUUUAUUUAUUUUUAAAACAAUUAAUUUUAUAUAUUUAUGAAUAUUAACGUACUAUUAAAAGUAACAUUAGUUUAGAGUCGAAGUAAAAUACCCAUACGUAUUUUAUACGUAACUUCCCCGUACCGUAUUUUACUAAUUAUACCCAAAAGUGCGUUGUAUGGGGUGAAUUUCAAACCCCCAACAGUUGGUCAAAGUAACUCAUAAAAAGGAAACAGAUCGAGACGAAUAAAAAAUAUACAAAAGAGAGAAGAAUGAAAAAAAGCCUAGAUGGAGACUCAAAAACAAUACAUCUGCUAAACUGGAACUGUUAUACCACGGUAGAGGUGGCUGUAAAUUUUCACUGCCAAGAGAGACUCUCUACCUUUGAAAACUUAAAAUGCAACAUUAAAGGCAAUCCAAGCAUAAGACAAUUAAUGAGAAAGUUGUAAGUGGGUUUAGCAAGUUUAGCAACACUAAGAGUUCAGCCGCGAUUCAAUAACAUGAUUCACUUGGUUGAUUAAUUAAACAAUCAUGACAUCCAUGUUGGGAGUUUUGCAAUAUAUAUGGAUGAUAUUGCAUGGAGUUCUUGCAACUUAAUUUCUUUUCCUUUCUUUCUUUCGUGAGCUAGCUGUUGCAACUUGUCAUCAUGAUCAGCUCAUUUUGGAGAUAAAUUAGAUCCACUAUAAGUAGUAGAUCAACCGUUCUUUGUACAUAGCACCUAAUAUUUUCCCCUUUAAUUUGGGGUUGUCUAAUUAAAAAUAAAUAUAAUUGAUCAAUGAGAGCACUUCUACUAUGCUAUAUAGUAUUUGUGCUUUAAUGUACAACUUAAAAUUGUACCAUAACAUUAAAUGUAUAAGUUUAGAUUGUACCAUAAAGCAAUUUGUACCAUUAUGUUAUGGCAACUUUGAAGUUGUACCGUCACAUAAAGGUACAAGUUCUAGUUGUACCAUGAAAAAAUUUGUACAAAAAGUAUAGGUACAAUCUGAGGUUGUACCAUAACGUAAAUAUACAAUUUUAAAUUGUAUCAUAAAAGCAAAAUCCUAUAGUACCAAUACUAUAUAACAUUGUAAAAUUUUUCCCACCAUGAAAGAAAAAGAAGUAAAUGGAGCAGUUAAGACGUCAAAUCCAUGUGAAAGAACAAGGAAACUUAAUCAGAAUUAAUAAUUUGUAGAGGGCCAAGUUGGCCAUUUAAUGAACCGAACGGCAAGUAAUUGGGGAUUUGGGGAUAAAUUGUCUCCUCAUAAAAUAAAAGUAAUUGAGGAUAAAUUGUUAACUGGAAA
Messenger RNA from Linum trigynum, 6797 nucleotides. NCBI's taxonomy places the organism in Eukaryota, Viridiplantae, Streptophyta, Magnoliopsida, Malpighiales, Linaceae. The record is from the annotation of a GenBank genome assembly.